Molecule: messenger RNA, 774 nt
Organism: Aspergillus melleus
Lineage: Eukaryota; Fungi; Ascomycota; Eurotiomycetes; Eurotiales; Aspergillaceae
Exons: 2
Coding region: 1-774 (257 amino acids)
Source: RefSeq, a predicted model, not a curated record
AUGGGUUCUGUUACAUACCGCGACGGCCUCGCUAUCCUCCAAUUGAUUGCCUAUCUGCCAUCUUUCUUCGUGGCAGCUUUUCUUGUCUUUCGUCAUGGAAUACGCACCAGCAGUGGUUUUAUUUUCCUCGUUAUCUUCACCAUUGUGCGUGUCGUUGGCGCAGCCUGCGAGUUGGCAACCAUCAACAACCCUUCCACAGGUAUCUAUACUGCUGCUGCAAUCUGCAGCUCCAUCGGACUGUCUCCACUCCUAAUGACAUGCUCGGGUCUACUAUCGAGAGUUAAUCUCUCAAUGUCCUCUCCGGCAAUUCACCCACGGGGCUUUGGAUUGUAUCGGAUCGUCACAAUUGUCGCCUUGGCCCUCACAAUCGCGGGUCUUACAUCGGACAUGAGCGUGGAAGGCAUGGAGCACCCGAACGCGAGAGUCAAGGUCGGCAUGAUCUUGUACGUCGUCUGCUGGGUUGGUCUGUGUGUGCUUCUAGCCAUUCUUUACUUGCGCCGGUCCUCCAUUGGCAAAGGCGAAGACCGUGCUCUUUUGGCCGUAGCGAUCUCGGCCCCUCUUCUGCUUGUGCGCAUCAUUUACGCCAUGCUGAUUUUCUUCCUCGCCAACUCCACCUUUAAUGCUCUGGAUGGGAACAAUACCGCAUCUCUACUCAUGUCCGUGCUGGAGGAGAUCGGCGUUGUCAUUGUUUGCUUGGCCAUCGGGUUUACGUUGAAGGUCCGGAGAGAGGGAAAGGAGGAAUGGAAAUCGGUCCCUCCCAAUGAUAUUGCUUGA